UUGUUUCGGGUGCGUGAAAUUCCUUAAGUUUGAGUCUUUUGUCCGACUUUCCAGUGCUUGAGAUUCUUUCAUUGUAACAGCCACAAAGGUGAAAUCCUUUUCCACACCUCGAGCUUCGUUUGGCCGCAGACACUCGGGCUCCGGGCCGCUGUUUUGGGCGUUUUUCUGAAGACAACAGAGGAAAAGUGUAACUCGGAUGGACAGUAAGAGCAGGAGAGUCUGAAGAAGGAGGUAUGUGGCAACACUCCCAACAAGGCCACCGACGACAAGCUCCACAGGACUGCUAAGAUUAGAAAAACGAUGGAGGUGGAAGGGGAGAAGGAAAGAUUGCAAAGGGAUGAGAAGGAGUACAAUGAGGCAGAGACGGACCGAACAAGUGAUGAAGAGGAAGAGGAAGAUUCGGAGGGAGCCACUUUGCUCUGGCAGGAGGGGUACAAUGAGGACAACGAGGGACUUCCCAUAAUGCACUGGGAGGCCCUGAGUUUACGCAUCGCCGAGCUGGAGAAGCAGGAGGAGGAGCGUAGAGAGAAGAACGCAAAGGCUGGAGGUUCACCAGAUAAUAGCUGGAUGGAGGACAGAGGUACCAGAGCAGAGAAUUGGGACUAUGAAGAUGAUGCCUGCAACAGUCACGUAAUGGCCCUCACCUCUCGACUUCAGACCCAGAUGAACCUGCAGCUUUGCUUCAUUAACAACAGUGAGAGUGAGGAGGAGGAGGAAAAGGAGGAAGGCAGUAGUAAAAAGGAUGCAACCAACAACAAGGAGUCUGCUCAGUCGCAAAAGAAUCCCCCACAGCCCACAGCAAAGUCGGACAAGUCAUCAAAAUCAAAGUCAAAAUCAGCCAAAUCGGAGAAACCCAAAUCAUCUCGAGGUUUUAGGAACACACUGCGGAACCUGAGGGACCGACUGAGAACAGACCACAGAACAUCGUCCACUGCUGUUAAAGAUGCCGUCAUCGAGAGGAGGCAUUUAGAGCGUACUGAUCUCCAAAACUUCAGUAUUAAGGAGUUAAACAAGGUUUCUACCUCUCUCAAACAAACCAUACAAGAUCUGAGCUCGGAGCUGGUGGGGCUGCUGCAGAUCCGGGACCAGCUGAGGACGGAGCAGGACGCCAUGCUGCUGGAGGUGCAGGACCUGACUGCAGUAUGAACCCUGUGAGCUCUUUAUUCAGGACACUGUCCAAAACACUCACACAGGGGUCAAAACGGUGAACUGUCCCCACAUCUGGACUGAACUAACACUUGAAAGAAUGUGUCCUCCAACAGGACAGCGGACUGCACACUAUUGUUUUGUGUCUUUUAAAUGUUUUAGUGUAUUUUAAGUCCACUACAGUGUAUCAGCACAUUUUAAAUGUAGAACUCUGUGUGAUCUGUGGCAGCUGUGGUAACGAACUAGAGAAACCUGCUCCAGACAUUACUUUCAGUGUAGUCAACAAUCAUAAGGAUGACACUGUCCUGUUAUUUAAAGCAGCACAAUUCAAGCCUGGCUGUUUGUUCAAAGUCUUAGUUGACAGCUAUUGUUGUUAACCACUUGAUGCAGUCUUGCAUCUUUUGUUUGAUUGAAACACCAUCAUUUUAUAAGCACCUUUAUAGACAGAUCCUCUGUUUUGUAUUUCAAAUGCAGUAUUUUACUGUGUAAAAGGGACUUAAGUAGAUAAGCUGCUAGUUAUUAGUUUUUGUUACGUAUGUGUUAGGUUACUUAUGCUGUCUUUAACAGGAGCGUAUUUCAAAAUGUCAUAAUCACGCAUGCCUUGAAAAAGUGUUUAUAUUGUUAUAUAACAUAUGAUAAGUGAUUGUAUUUUUAAAAAGCUUUAACUUUUUUAUUCAACAAACAUUCACCACUCUUCUUUUCCAUUUGACUCAUACAUUUCCUGAUGGAAGUACCAGCUAAUCAUGACUUUAAUUUUACUCUGGUCUGGUGUUGGUAUGGCGUCCUUUUUACUGAUUGGAUAAAUGUCUGUCUCAUUGCAUUGAAAACACUAAAACUGUUACGUAGAUGCCCGGUCGUUCCAAUUGUAUUUUGAGUAAACACAGUCAUGUUUGA
Molecule: messenger RNA, 2040 nt
Organism: Boleophthalmus pectinirostris (great blue-spotted mudskipper)
Lineage: Eukaryota; Metazoa; Chordata; Actinopteri; Gobiiformes; Gobiidae
Product: schwannomin-interacting protein 1
Exons: 7
Coding region: 301-1146 (281 amino acids)
Biological process (GO): positive regulation of hippo signaling
Cellular component (GO): cell junction; plasma membrane
Source: RefSeq, a predicted model, not a curated record